Molecule: messenger RNA, 582 nt
Organism: Penicillium brevicompactum
Lineage: Eukaryota; Fungi; Ascomycota; Eurotiomycetes; Eurotiales; Aspergillaceae
Exons: 2
Coding region: 1-582 (193 amino acids)
Source: RefSeq, a predicted model, not a curated record
AUGUUGGCCUCGUCCCCGCCCCCGCUGCCAACUGGCGAGAUCAGCCCCCCUUCGCCCCCGGCGCCAACUGGCGAGUGGUCCCCCGCCCUCGCCGCCGCGGCCGCACCCCGGGCUCGAGCCCGCCGACACCCAUACCUCUUUGCGCGCGUCGCCGCGCCCCGAUUCCCCCAUCGCCGUCCAUCCCCGAAAUCCCCCUCCAUCGCCACCUCCCAACACCCCCCCGGCCGCCAACUGGCGACCUCGCUCCCCCCGCCCCUCAGGGCUUCCCCGGGCCCCAUCCCAGGGCCCGAGUCGCGAUCCUGGGCUCCAAUGCCCUGGGUGAGACCGCCGAGGGCUACACCGUGGGUCAGAUUCCACCCACCAACUGGUCAACCGCAGCCUGUCAACUGGCGAGCCCCGCCCACCAACUGGUCAACCGCAGCCUACCAACUGGUCAAUUUCAGCCCACCAACUGGUCAGUUGGUCUCUAUGCGUUUUGUCGUCCGCGCCUUGUCCACGCCUGUCCGGUCAAUGUCCCGUCCUCCCGCUCCUUUUCACCAAGUCAGUCCAGCCAACUGGCUAGCUGGCCCAGUCAUCGUAUAA